AUGACGUUGAGGCCUUCAAAGAGACGUAAGGGCAGGUCUCGUCACUCUGUAAAGAAGCAGAUAACAUCAGCCAUUCUGACCGAGGAAGGAAUAAUGAUUAAGGCCAAACCGUCAAGUCCCUACACGUAUGCAAAUAGAAUGGCAGAUAAACGAAGUCGCAACAGCGUUGAUAACAUUAGCAGAACAAGCUUUCAAAGCAACAGUGAUAACAACAGUAUUUUUGAAACAGCUUCACUAAUUAGCUGUGUAACCUGUUUGAGCGAUACCGAUACAAUAGAUAGAUCGGAAACAUCUACGACCAAUACAAGUAAGGAUGACCUUUCCGCCAAUCCAAAACUUCAUUAUCCGUCAGUGAAUGGGCAACUGCCAGCAAACACCGUUAUACCCUACGGACGAAUCUUGGAUGCCAGAUACAUCGAAAAGGAACCCCUGCAUUAUUAUGACGCAACGUCAUCACCCAGUUCCCCUCUGAACAGCUCUAUUAGCAACGUUAGUGAAAAAUAUGACCUUGGUGAAUUAAACUCUAUCCAACAAACGGAAAAGAAAACUAAGUCAGUAUCACGCGGGAGCAAUAGCAGUAGCAGCCUCAUCUCUUCAAAAUCUCCUUUCACGAAACUAGUCGAAGUCAUAUUCGCAAGGCCAAGGCGACAUGACGUUGUACCCAAAAGGGUUUCACUUUUAAUCGACUACAAACCGCACCCCUCUCCUCAUUUGAACGAAGAUGGUGAUUUGGUUGAGGAAAUCCUGAAGAGAAGCUACAAAAAUACCAGAAGGAACAAAUCCAUAUUCGUAAUUAUUAAUCCGUUUGGCGGUAAAGGUAAGGCCAAAAAGCUGUUCAUGACAAAGGCGAAACCAUUACUAUUGGCUAGCCAGUGCUCCAUAGAAGUUGUUUAUACCAAAUAUCCUGGUCAUGCUAUAGAAAUUGCACGAGAAAUGGACAUUGACCAGUAUGACACUAUUGCUUGCGCAUCAGGUGAUGGUAUCCCUCAUGAGGUCAUUAAUGGGUUAUACCGAAGGCCUGAUCACGUCAAAGCAUUUAACAAACUGGCCAUUACUGAAAUUCCGUGCGGAUCAGGAAACGCAAUGAGUGUAUCCUGCCACUGGACAAACAAUCCCUCAUAUUCAACAUUAUGUUUAAUCAAAUCGAUAGAGACCAAAAUUGAUCUAAUGUGUUGCUCGCAACCUUCUUAUGCCAAAAAGCAUCCAAAGUUGUCAUUUUUAAGUCAAACAUACGGCCUCAUUGCAGAAACUGACAUCAAUACAGAAUUUAUUAGAUGGAUGGGGCCCGCAAGGUUUGAAUUGGGUGUGGCAUUCAACAUUAUACAAAAAAAAAGAUAUCCUUGUGACAUAUAUGUCAAAUACGCCGCCAAAUCGAAAAAUGAGUUAAAAACUCACUACUUAGAAUACAAAAAUAAAGGCUCAUUGGAAUAUCAGCAUAUUGCCAUGAACAAAUGUAAUGAAGACCGUGAUAACUACAAUUAUGAGAAUGAUCAGGAAAUCGAUGACGGAGAUGAUGAAGAAAGCGACGAUGGGGUGGAGGAAGAUGAUCAUUCGGUACUUUGUAAUUCAAUCGACCCUAGUACGGAUCAGAUUAAAGAAGAGAACUUCAAAAUAAAAUAUCCGUUGGAUGAUGGUGUCCCUAGUGACUGGGAAAGAUUGGAUCCCAAUAUAUCAAACAAUUUGGGUAUCUUCUACACGGGUAAAAUGCCAUAUGUGGCUGCCGACACUAAAUUCUUUCCAGCUGCACUUCCUUCAGAUGGUACAAUGGAUAUGGUUAUUACUGAUGCAAGAACGUCAUUAACGAGAAUGGCUCCAAUAUUGCUAGGACUAGAUAAGGGUUCUCAUGUCUUACAACCGGAAGUUCUACACUCUAAAAUUUUGGCAUACAAAAUAAUACCCAAACUGACAAAUGGUUUGUUCUCUGUUGAUGGUGAGAAAUUUCCUUUAGAGCCUUUACAAGUUGAAAUAAUGCCGCGUCUGUGUAAGACAUUAUUGAGAAAUGGGCGCUAUGUGGACACAGAUUUCGAUUCCAUGUGA
This is a messenger RNA of Saccharomyces mikatae IFO 1815, 2037 nucleotides long. RefSeq names its product sphinganine kinase LCB5 (gene LCB5). Bases 1 to 2037 code for a protein of 678 amino acids. Gene Ontology annotation, cellular component: cytoplasm; membrane; intracellular membrane-bounded organelle. The transcript has a single exon. The record is from RefSeq and is a predicted model, not a curated record. NCBI's taxonomy places the organism in Eukaryota, Fungi, Ascomycota, Saccharomycetes, Saccharomycetales, Saccharomycetaceae. Gene Ontology annotation, biological process: sphingosine biosynthetic process.